Molecule: messenger RNA, 687 nt
Organism: Hylaeus anthracinus
Lineage: Eukaryota; Metazoa; Arthropoda; Insecta; Hymenoptera; Colletidae
Gene: Rpb10
Product: DNA-directed RNA polymerases I, II, and III subunit RPABC5
Exons: 2
Coding region: 236-439 (67 amino acids)
Biological process (GO): transcription by RNA polymerase I; tRNA transcription by RNA polymerase III; transcription by RNA polymerase II
Cellular component (GO): RNA polymerase II, core complex; RNA polymerase III complex; RNA polymerase I complex
Molecular function (GO): DNA binding; DNA-directed RNA polymerase activity; zinc ion binding
Source: RefSeq, a predicted model, not a curated record
AUGUGUGUAGUAUCCUACAUUCAUUUGUAUAUACAUAGUUGUGUAUACUUGUGUAUCUUGUGUUUAUUGUAUACGAUGGAUUUGAAGCAUCGAGUUUUCGAGAACGAAUAACGACGAGUGUUUCCAUUUACUCGUUCCCGUUUGCGAAGUACCAAUAAACAAAAGUGUGUAACGACAAACGUGAACUUAACGUCAACGUAAAUUCAAAUAAUCUUGUUUAACAAAGUUCACGACAAUGAUCAUACCUGUACGAUGUUUUACAUGCGGGAAAGUGAUCGGUAAUAAAUGGGAAGCUUAUCUUGGAUUACUACAAGCAGAAUAUACGGAAGGAGAUGCUCUCGACGCAUUGGGAUUAAAACGAUAUUGCUGUCGCAGAAUGCUUCUUGGACACGUGGAUUUGAUUGAGAAACUUUUGAAUUAUGCACCAUUAGAAAAAUAAACACCAUGUGAAAUCUUUAUUUCGACAAUUCAUCUUGUAUAUUGGUCUGUAUAUCACAGAAUUACAUAAAUUAAUUAAAUAAAUUUUCAUGAUUCCAAAGCAAAAUACACAUGUACAUACUUCUAUUAUAUUAAAAUGUAUCAUUAAAGUUUAAAAAUGUUAUUUUCACCUCACAAUUACAGCAUUUACUGAAUUGUACAUACAUGUAGAAUGGGAAAGAAUUAAAAUCAACCAAUUAUAAUGUAAAA